This is a messenger RNA of Chelmon rostratus (copperband butterflyfish), 1353 nucleotides long. RefSeq names its product interleukin-1 beta-like. The coding region runs from base 123 to 869 and encodes 248 amino acids. The record is from RefSeq and is a predicted model, not a curated record. The transcript has 5 exons. Gene Ontology annotation, biological process: positive regulation of gene expression; cellular response to lipopolysaccharide; inflammatory response. Gene Ontology annotation, molecular function: cytokine activity. Lineage: Eukaryota; Metazoa; Chordata; Actinopteri; Chaetodontiformes; Chaetodontidae.
AUGAGUGCAUAAAACCGGUCAGCACAGACAAGAAGAACAACAGAGACAGAACAACUUCUGGGAACUUAACCAGACUCACUAGAACAACUUCUAAUCAACUGACCGUAACAGAACAGAAAAAGAUGGAAUCCGAGAUGAAAUCCAACGUGAGCGAGAUGUGGAGCCCCAAGAUGCCCAAGGGACUGGAACUGGAGAUUACCCAUCAUCCAAUGACAAUGAAGCGUGUGGUCAACCUCAUCAUUGCCAUGGAGAGGCUGAAGGACAGCAGGUCAGAGUCACUGCUGAGCACUGAGUUCAGAGACGAAAGCCUGCUCAACAUCAUGCUGGACAGCAUAGUGGAAGAGCAAAUAGUGUUUAAGUGCUGCUCAGCUCCACCGCUUCAGUAUAGCAGGAUGGCCGAGCACCAGUGCAGUGUGACCGACAGUGAGAAGAGGAGCUUGGUUCUGGUCCCAAACAGCAUGGAGCUCCACGCAGUGUUGCUGCAAGGAGGCACUGACAACUGCAAAGUUCACCUGAACAUGUCGACCUACGUGCACCCUGCACGCAGAGUUGACGCCAGUGGUCGAACAGUGGUUCUGGGCAUCAAGGACACAAACCUCUACCUGUCUUGCCACAAGGAAGGUGAUGAGCCAACCUUGCAUCUGGAGACGGUGGAGGACAAAGAAAGUCUGAAGAAGAUCAGCUCAGACAGCGACAUGGUGCGUUUCCUCUUCUACAAACACGACACCGGGCUGAACGUCAGCACCCUCGUGUCUGUCCCCUACAGCGACUGGUACAUCAGCACAGCAGAAGAUGACAACAAGCCGGUGGAGAUGUGCCUGGAGAACGCCAGACGCCACAGAACCUUCAACAUCCAGCGUCAGAGUUAAAACCUGCCAAAGAUACCCAAAGCAGAAUGUGGAUGUGCCCCUGGAGGUCAAGUUUGACCCUCUGAAGAUUGGUAUUGAUCAGAGUGUGAAAUAUAUUGCACUUCAGAUUUUUUUUAUUCAAAAAAAUCAACAACAAAGGUAUCAUUUUUUAAGCACUGUUUGCUAUAAUGACUUCUGCAAGUUUUACAGAGUGACUAUUUACUGUAUGUGCCAAGUACAGAAAGUAAAUACUUAAUGUAUUGACAUAGUCAAGUGCCACCACAAGAUGGCACCAUUGUGCUGUCUGGUGAGCACCUAUGUAUUUAUUGUGCUGAAUGACAUGACACUGUUAAUGAUUUUAUCUAAUAAUUUAUUUAUCUAUUUAUGCACCAUCUUAACACACACACACACACACACACACACAUAUAUAUAUAUUUAUUUGGAAAUCUGCUUACUAACAAUUAUUUAAAUGAUGUGCUGUGAAUCUUCAAUAAAGCCUUUCUAA